Messenger RNA from Coregonus clupeaformis (lake whitefish), 1959 nucleotides. It is a transcript of the gene pthlha, whose product is annotated as parathyroid hormone-like hormone a. The coding region runs from base 322 to 975 and encodes 217 amino acids. The transcript has 4 exons. Gene Ontology annotation, cellular component: extracellular region. The record is from RefSeq and is a predicted model, not a curated record. NCBI's taxonomy places the organism in Eukaryota, Metazoa, Chordata, Actinopteri, Salmoniformes, Salmonidae. Gene Ontology annotation, biological process: osteoblast development; adenylate cyclase-activating G protein-coupled receptor signaling pathway; bone mineralization. Gene Ontology annotation, molecular function: hormone activity; peptide hormone receptor binding.
AGAAACAUCCUGCUGAAAACUUUCCCAUCACUCUGACUCCAGCUGCAGCCUCUAUAACUAGAGCAGGACAGCCGACCACCGCAGAACACAACUAUAGGAGUAGAGGAGAGAGAGGACAGAACUACUAAGGUGCUGUAGAGAGGAGUGGACUCACAGCAGGAAGCAGCAGCAACACCUGGAGCACAGCUCUACUCUGAGACCCAACUCUAAACACGCCGGGUUUCUUUACAACCGGAUCACUGGAUCACUCUGAGCUUUGGCUUUUAUUUCCAUUUGAGACUACUGGGAAACAAAGAGCUGAGCAAACAGACUGUCGCCAAGAUGUUGUGCUCGAGGAGAGUUGCACAGCAGUGGUGCUUUGCUGUGUUCUUGCUGUGCUCCCCUGUUCCUCAUUAUGGAAGGCCCAUCGACGGCCUCACCAACAGGAUGAAGCGCUCGGUGACCCACGCCCAGCUGAUGCACGAUAAGGGUCGGACGCUGCAGGAUUUCAAGCGCCGUAUGUGGCUCCAAGAUCUGCUGGACGAGGUCCAUACGGCUGAGAUCAGGGAGCUGCCCGCCCGCCCAGGGGUCAGCAGCGGAGCCGGGGUGGGUCUGGGACUGCCGGGGGCCGUGGUGGGGGUCAGCCUGGGACUGGGCGCCACGGGGGGUACCCUGCACCCCCACCCCAAACCUCCAGGGGGCACCAAGAACAUUCCCAUCAGCUUCCAUAUGGAGGAGGAGGAGGGGACCAACCUGCCGCAGGAGACCAACAAGUCCCAAACAUACAAAGACAAAGACGGGGCGCGGAAGGCCAAGGAGGGGAAGAAAAAGAGAGGAAGGAGUGGGAAGAGGAGGGAGGGAGAGAGGAGGGAGGGGGAGAAGAGGAAGAGGCGGGCACGCUCGCUGGGCUGGGCGCAGGACGGGGAGGAGCCUGGGAGUGGGUACCGCCUGGAGUGGCGAGGGCCCUUCUUCGGCCUGAAGGGGGCGCUGCACUAGAACACUGUCACACUCUGACUAAAGCAACUUGAGGACAUCAUCCAGAUGGACACCCAGGCCCUCCUGUUGCAGGGUUCUGUGAUACUGAUGGUUUGGAAAGUAAAAUAGGGGUAAUAUUUAUUUUCUGUAAAUAUUGUAAACGCACCAGACUAGUGAUACUGAGGAAGACAAAAAAAAAAACGACAGAUGCUCUCUCUGCGGAGCAACAGAAUUUAAUAAUUGUGAAUCCUUCCUGUUCUGAUCUGUUUUGUUUUGUUAAGACUAUGCCAAUUAUUAUUAAUGUCAGAUUUUGCUGUAAUUUAUUUUGUUUGAAUGGUGUAUUUAUUUUGUAAAUGUAUCGAGGUGCUGCUGACCUUCUAUAUUUUUGUACCAUAAUGCACUUUUAGAUAUAUAUAAAUAUAUAUACCAGUCAUUUUUGUUAAUUGACUUUUUUUGUGGUUUAAUGAAGAAAACAUUGUUGGUCAUUCCUCUGUGUUAGCUAGGCUCCUUCUAGGCUCCUCUGCAUGGUUCUAUAAUGAUCAUGUGACUCGUCUGGCCGCUCCGACUGGCCCACAGACCUCUAGUCUAGUUUCGCUGUUGACCAGGGGGGCGUGUUCAAUAGGGCACACAACGGAAAAUGUUUCAAAAUGUUUUACAACGGAAAAAAACAAAAAUGAGCAUUUCUUAUUGGACAAGUCCAGCCAGUCCCUCCCUGUUUCAGAUGGUUUUCUUCAGUUUGAUGCCAAAUGAACAUGGCCCGGGAUGACGCAUGCAGAUGUCCUCCAUCCCUGACCCCUAACCUCUGUACAUUGUGCUUCAACCCCCCCCACCUCCGUCUCAAUCUGUUGGUCCACUGGGAACCACCUUGUCUUUCUCCUGUUCUGCUUCUGAAUGUUGUCCUAAGUUCAAAGUUCACUCUGCCUGUACAUAACCUGAACACAAUGCAAAAAACUUCAUAUUGUUGUUUUGGCACUUGCACUGAGAGACAACCCUAUAUUGAAUGGA